Molecule: messenger RNA, 1687 nt
Organism: Myripristis murdjan (pinecone soldierfish)
Lineage: Eukaryota; Metazoa; Chordata; Actinopteri; Holocentriformes; Holocentridae
Product: E3 ubiquitin-protein ligase RNF135-like
Exons: 8
Coding region: 128-1474 (448 amino acids)
Molecular function (GO): protein binding
Source: RefSeq, a predicted model, not a curated record
GCACUUGCUGUCCCCCGCUUCGCUCGACGAAACACGGCACACAGGUGAUAACACGGACACCAGUCUUGGACUUUUCCCCACAUUAAGUCUUCUCCUACCAGCGAAAGUUUAAGUUUCUUUCAGUAAAAUGGCUGCAAAAGAGCAACAGCAACAUGGUGUCAUACUGGACCAGGAUCAGUUCUGCUGUUCAGUCUGUCUGGACCUUCUUAAAGAACCAGUCACUAUCCAGUGUGGACACAGUUACUGCAGAAGGUGUAUUGAGAUUUGUUGGGACCAGGAGGAGAAGAAGAAGGGAUUUUACAGCUGCCCUCAGUGCAGGGAGAGCUUCACUCCCAGGCCUGUUGUUCGUAAGAACAACAUGCUAGCUGAGGUUGUGGAGAAGCUGAAGAAGACAGGUGGACAAAAGUGUGUCUGCUAUCUGUGCACCCUUGAGCGUAAACACCAUGAUACAGUUUCAGCUGCAGCUGAGAGGGUUGGGAAACGGAAACAGCUGGUUGCGAGCCAACAGAAAGUCCAGGAAGGGAGGGUGAAUGAGCGCAGCCACACUGUGGACGAUCUCAAGUGUUCUGCCCAGGCUGCAGUGAAGGCCUGUGAGAAGCUUUCUGAACUGAUCUCCUCCGUCCAGAGGAGAUGCAGUAAGGUGAAGCAGCUGAUAAGACUGGAUAAGACUGCAGUCCGCCAGGCUGAAGAAAUCCUGCUGCAGCUGAAGAGGAUCAACACACUGUGGAGCACAGACACCAAACUGGAACAGUCCAGUCCCUGUGAAUUUCUACUCCUUCGUUACUUCAAAGAUGUGAGUGACUCUGUGUCUGACCUCAGAGACAAACUGGAGAGCAUCCUGAAGGACACAUGGCCUGGGAUCUGUAGCACAGUUUCUACAGUAGAUGUAUUGCUGCCACCAGAGCCAACGACCAGGACCGACUUUUUAACCUAUUGUUGUCCUCUGACUUUUGAUGUGAACUCAGCCCACCGUUACCUUUCUCUGUCCAAGGACAACCGGAGAGUGACGAAGACAUCCACUGAGACAGUUUAUCCUCUUCACUCAGACAGGUUUAUCAGGGUUAGCCAAGUGUUGUGCAGAGAGGGUUUGUCAAGGCGAUGCUACUGGGAGGUGAAGUGGGAUGUUGCGCGGACUCUGUCUGUAGCGGUGUCGUACAAAAACAUCAGCAGGAUGUCAGGAAGCUCAGAAUUUGGAAGUAAUGCCCAGUCCUGGAGUUUACAGCACUCUCUGAAUGGUUACUGUUUCCGACACAAUAAUGCAGAAACAAAAGUGUCAGGCCAUUGUUCUUACAAGGUCGGGGUGUACCUGGAUUAUCAGGCAGGGACUCUAGCUUUUUAUGAUGUUUCUGGCACGAUGACCCUGCUCCACAAAGUCCAGACCACCUUCACUCAGCCCGUCUAUCCCGGACUGGGACUGACAUCCUAUGGUGAUUGUAGACAUCCCAAUUCUGCAGAGCUGAUGAAGUUAUGGUAGCAAAGCAGCUGAAUAUGUCAAGACUUUGGUACAGCAAAACAAGUCAGACUCAUCAAGACAUGAGGAUGUGAUUUAAGUAGGUGUAGUUUACAGAGUGUUUUGUGUUUUCAGAAGCUUUUAACCAUGCACAAAUUAUGUUGUUUACCCUGAACUUUUAACUUUACAUAUUUGUAAAAUAAAUGUCUUAAUAAAUCAGUAAUAUAUGAAUUCUUA